Messenger RNA from Solanum dulcamara, 483 nucleotides. Its product is annotated as putative F-box protein At3g51171. The record is from RefSeq and is a predicted model, not a curated record. NCBI's taxonomy places the organism in Eukaryota, Viridiplantae, Streptophyta, Magnoliopsida, Solanales, Solanaceae. The coding region runs from base 1 to 483 and encodes 160 amino acids. Gene Ontology annotation, molecular function: protein binding. The transcript has a single exon.
AUGACAACUAACACCGAGAUCUAUUCGCGACAAGAAAUUGUUACUUAUCUUAUUUUAUCGAGGUUGCCUGUGCAAUCACUGUUGCGAUACAAACGUGUGUGUAAAAGUUGGCGCUAUCUCAUCAAAAGCUCGAGUUUUAUCAGAAAUGAUCACUUUGAUAACGCGAGUAUUGGUAGUCGUAAAAUUGUAGCCAAGUUCGGUGUUGACUAUGAAACAGAACCUCUGCCUACAAGGCAAUUUCAUUUGUACUUACUCCCUGAUCAAAUAUUUCCAGGAUGUGUACCUACACAUCAACGGAUUAAUUACUGCGACGGUGUUAAUGAUUUCAGAAAUAUUCAUGGUCCAAUUGAUGGAGUGUUCUUAAUAGAGAAUGGACAUUUUAUGGAUGUUCGGUUUGCUUGGUGGAAUCCUGCAAUCAAACAGUGUAGGCUCAUUCCUCGUUUCGAAUUUGAUGUAGAAGAAAAUUUUCAGGACUGUUGUUGA